Molecule: messenger RNA, 4707 nt
Organism: Girardinichthys multiradiatus
Lineage: Eukaryota; Metazoa; Chordata; Actinopteri; Cyprinodontiformes; Goodeidae
Gene: fstl5
Product: follistatin-like 5
Exons: 17
Coding region: 495-3086 (863 amino acids)
Biological process (GO): regulation of BMP signaling pathway; cell differentiation; multicellular organism development
Molecular function (GO): calcium ion binding; protein binding
Source: RefSeq, a predicted model, not a curated record
CUCCGCAUUCCCUCUGUCAGCCCGUCCUCGCUUUGCUGCCUACUCUGCCUACUGAGGGAUAUUUGUGAUUGGCUCCUGCCCUGCUCCUUUCUCUCCCCCUCUGGUGGUUGUAUAUAAAUCUGGCCGGGACUCAGCCAGCGGGUGAGGUUGGGGUUGGUGGCUCGUACCUCAGCGACGCACACGAGAUCCGAGAGCGGACGAGAAGAGAUCGCUACGCUGCAGGAACUGUCCACUCUGUCGUGGUGCUGAACUCCACAACAUCUCUUUCCCUUCGCACUGGCUCUACUUUACUAUAUUUUUUGGAAAGGAUUUACACCGUCUGUUUUGGCUGACCAUUGGCCCAAACUUCUCCCGUGGACGUCCCUCUCUGUCCACGCCGGAAAUUGCACCAUACCGGUCGUGGAUUUGACCGGCUGAGCUCCAGGUUAUCACUUUGUUAAGAAGUAUUGCUUUGAUCCACUCACUUCUACUCCUGUUUGGAUUAUUUUUUCUGGAUGUUUUGCGUUUUUCCACACAGGAAAAGACCAAUGAAGACGUCCGGAUGGUGGUUGGUUACCAUUUUACUGGUGGGGAUCUCUGGGCUUGGCACCACUGGGAGAUCCGACAAAGGGGUUUUCGGGUCACAGCUCUAUCGACCAGUUGUAAAAUUCCGACACAAGGAUGGGAUCCCUGAGAGCUUGAGGGUGAAGGGUUUUGUUGUACACAGCAGCUAUCCAGGUUCAUGUGAGCAUAAGUACUGUGGCUUGGGACGCCAUUGUGUGGUAAACCAUGAGACUGACCAAGGGGAGUGCAAGUGUUUGGAUCAUUGUAAACCACAUUACAAACCAGUGUGCGGUUCAGAUGGAAAGCUGUACCAGAACCAUUGCGAGCUCCACCGGGCAUCCUGUCUCAGAGGACACAGGAUUACCAUCAUGCACAGCGAGGAGUGCUUCUACAAAGAUGAUGAUUGCAGGUUGAAUGACUACCGCCGACUAAAAACCAAGAUUCUGGAUUUGCAUGAUCAGCGAUACCUAUUAGCUGCUGGUCAUGGAGCUCACAAGAACAGCAUGGCAGCCAAGAAGCAACUGGUUGAUUUGAUGUUCAAACGCUUUGAUACAGAUAUUAAUCUUCUGAUAGAUGCAAGCGAGCUCUCACAGGUCAUCAAGCAUGAAGGUCUGUCCAAGGAUAUGUCUGAGUGCACAUUGUUCGACCUACUGAAGUACAAUGACAUUAACCAUGAUGAGCACCUUACAAAAGAAGAAUUUUACACAGCCUUUGACGUGUAUCUGCUCAACCUCCCAGAUGAGCAGAAAGUCAGCAUCACAACAGUUACUGUUGGUCAGAGCGCUGUGUUGACCUGCGCCAUCACAGGAGAGCGGAGGCCUCCUAUUUUAUGGAAGAGGAACCAUCAGUAUCUCAACUCCCUGAACCUGGAGGACCUAAGUGUAACAUCUCAGGAUUUCGGGGAUGAUGGCUCGCUGUACAUCACCAAGGUGACCACAACCCAUAUGGGGAACUACACCUGUCAUGCGGAUGGAUAUGAGAAACUGUUUCAGACCCACGUUCUCCAAGUGAAUGUCCCUCCAGUCAUCAGAGUUUACCCAGAGAGCCAAGCCCGGGAGCCAGGAGUCACUGCCAGCCUGCGGUGUCAUGCUGAGGGCAUCCCCAGUCCACAACUCUCUUGGCUAAAGAAUGGCAUCGACAUAAAGACCAAGCUGUCCAAACAGCUUACCCUGCAAGCUAAUGGAAGUGAGGUGCACAUCAGCAACGUGCACUUUGAAGACACUGGGGCCUACACCUGCAUUGCCAAGAAUGAGGCUGGUGUGGACGAAGACAUCUCUUCACUGUUUGUGGAGGACUCUGCGCGAAAAACUUUGGCAAACAUCUUGUGGCGAGAAGAAGGUCUCGGCAUUGGAAACAUGUUUUACGUGUUUUAUGAAGACGGGAUUAAAGUGAUUCAGCCCGUGGCAUGUGAGAUACAGCGGCACAUUAAGCCCAGCGAGAAGCUGCUGGCCUUGCAGGAGGAGGUCUGCCCCACCUCGCCUGGAGAGGUGGUGCAGAGGUGUGUGUGGUCAUCAGCUGUCAACGUCAAGGACAAGUUUAUUUAUGUGACACAGCCAACCUUGGACCGGGUGCUCAUUGUUGACAUCCAGACUCAGAAAGCUGUUCAGACAGUCAGCACUGACCCUUAUCCUGUGAAGCUCCAUUAUGACAAAUCUCAUGACCAGGUGUGGGUCCUGAGCUGGGGGGAUGUGGAGAAGAACUUCCCCACCCUUCAGGUGAUCAAUCAAGCCAGUGGAAAAGUCUCCCAUCACGCCGUUCACACCCAGCCGAUCGGUAGACGCUUUGACAGGGUGGAAGACUUCUUCAUCCCCGCCUCCAGCCUCAUCGUUAAUCACAUCAGAUUUGGUCUCAUCUUUCACCGAAAUGAGCCUGUCAUCUACAAGAUCAACCUGGAAACAACAUCUUAUGUUAAAAACAUCAGUUUAUGGGAGUUUAACUGCAUCCCUAAGUCUGUAGCCUACACCCAUGUUGGUGGCUACUAUUUUAUUAACUGCAAGCCCGACUCUACCGGUACCACACAGCCCCAGCUCAUCUUAGACAGCGUUACAGACAGUGUGAUUGGGCAAAACCGUGACAUCACAGGCACCCCAUACAUGUCUCCAGAUGGUCAUUACUUAGUCACAGUGGAUGAUGACAAUGGCCUGAUGAGGAUCCAGAUCAUUUCCGAAUGGGGAAAAAUCCUGGACCCCUUCGACAUCCACACCAACCUGCACCUGUCUGAUCUAGCAUUCCAACGCUCCUUCACAGAGAUCCACCAGUACAACGUGUUUGGCAGCUCUGGCCGUCAAACUGAUGUGUUGUUUGUGGAGCUGAGCACUGGCAAAGUCAAGAUGAUCAAGAGCUUGAAAGAGGCCAUUAAAUCAUUCGACUGGCCAUGGAGCAGCAAGAACAGGGUGAUGGUGAGCAGCGGACUUUUUGGGCAGUACAUCAUGACACCAUCCAGAGAAUCCCUUUUUAUUCUGGACGGACGGCUCAACAAGCUCAACUGUGAAAUCACCGAUGUUCUCAAAGGCAACGUGGUUGUAUGGGUCGGGGAUUCUUAAGUCAUGACGUCAAGACUCACUGGGUUUUGUUUUCCUUCAGACCUACAGUUGCACUGAAUUUUGUUUCCGAUUGUUUAAUUUUGUAAGAAUAACAGUAAAAAAAAAACAGAUUUAGAAACUAAAUAAAUUUUAGUCCACUGGAUGACAGCAACCAUUCAAACUAUGAAAACCAUGAGGGCAUAACUGAUUAGACUGUUUUUAAAUAGUUGUUUUUGUUACUUUACCUGGACAUUUGCCUCCGUCAGAAAUGAUUGGUAGUUACUACUAAUAUUUUUCAGGAUAAUUGUAAUGAACUAGUAAAAGUAUGCAAUUUUAAGUUCAUUAAGUAUGUGAGAAUGCUGUAGAUUAUACCCCGACAAAAACAAAUUAAUUGGAAGAAACAAUAGUACACCCUACAUACUAUAUUUGUCCAGAUCAACUUUUGCAGUUGAAGUUCACCCAUCCCUGACCUUUUCCUUGUGCCUUUAAGGAAAAUACCCUCCAUCUGAGGAAUGGGCAUAAUUAUUCCCGUUGUGGAUGCAGACUACACCUCUUUCUUUGACCCCUUCAUUCAUGGUGAGUGUGGUUCUUCAUGAAUCUGCAGCUCUCAUCUGUAUGUCUGUCUGCCGACUGUCUAAUUAAAACGAGCCCUUGCUGUGAUCCCAUCUUGUUUGAAGAGGAGACUGAGUUCUUCAUUAUGGCUGCACACUCUAACCUUUGAUCCAAAAUUAAAACAGGCUUUGGAGGGUUUUGACCACUAUAGCUUUUUUUUUCCUUUAUAUUCCAAAGCAGAAAAAUGAAAGUCACUGGUGAUGCUAAAAUCAUGCCAGGUUUAGACACCAAGUUAUUUCAAAAUGUCUGUCGUCACAAAGUCAAUAUAGUGAUUGCUUAAAUAAAUGUUAUUUUCCUUGGACCAAAAGAAAGAUCUUAAUGUAUAGUUUGAUGUGGCAAACAUGCUUCGUCUGCUCUGCUUUGCAGCAUGUUUUCAGUGGAUAUUUUAAAUGUGAACUAAUGAAAAGUCAGCACCCUGGAGGAUGGUGUAGUUGGUUUUGUGUAGAUGGUAUUUGAGGAUAAGCCUUGAAUGUUAGAGGCAACUUUUUCAGAUGCUUCUGCAGUAGAUUUGUAGCUUGUAAGACACGGAAACUGUCUCCUGCUGGACAUAUUUCUAUGCAUUUUCACCCUUUCACACUGACUCUAUAACACAAUGGACAAAUUUAACUUAAAUUCAGUCUGAACUUUAAAUGUACAUUUAUUAUAUAAAGUUUUUCUGUCUUUCUUGUUUAAACUUCCUUGUAUACAUUUUAGUUUUAAUUCCCAUGACCCCCCCCGAUUACGUUUUGCUCUCCUUGAGGGAAGAAGGUAAUGCUGAUCAUGAACUCUGGUCUGUAUAUAGCUGCUGACUGUGAAUCUAUUAGUUUUUAAUGUGUGCGCACACUGCUCAUUUUAUAACCAAAUACUCAGCACAGUCCUUUUACAGAAUGAACACCCCCAACUGUCAUCUUCCUCCUGUUCCUCUGCACAUUGUGCUCAGAGCUUUUAGCUUCAUAUAUCCAUGUGUUGUAUGUUCCUUCAUGUGGUUGUUAUUCAAGAAGAGAAAUCCCGCUUGUCAUUUUACUCAAAAAUAAAAAAAUAGAUAAAAACA